CACCAUGCCGCCAAAGAAGCAGACAGCAAAGGCGGACAACAAGUCGAAGAGGCAGGACGGCGACGAGGCCCUCCUCCAGGCCGUCAUCCUCGCCGACUCGUUCAACCGCCGCUUCGAGGUGCUGUGCCAGGACCAGCCGCGCAUUCUCCUGCCCCUCUGCUCGACACCACUCCUCACGUGGACCUUUGAGUCGCUCAGCCUCAGCGGCGUGCAGCAUGUCAUCAUCUGGUGCGGCGCGCACGAGGACAAGAUCCGCGAGUUUGUCGAGCAGUCGCCGUUCAAGGACGUCUUCAAGAUUGAAUGCUACUCUGCCCCCAAUACGGCCACGGCUGGUGACGCCAUGAGACACAUUGACGGCCUGGACAUCCUCAACCACGACAACCCCUACAUCCUUGUCCACCACCCCCUCGUCUCAAACUACGACUUCUCAACCAUGGUUGAGUCGCACAAGAAACGCCGCGAGACAGACAAGACCAUCAUGAUGACCUUGGGCGUUGGACGCGGUGGCCGCCCACACCCCGAAUCCCCCAUCAUGCUCGUGCACCCCGCCUCGUCGAGGUUGCUUCACUACGGCUUGAACCCCCUUGCUCCUCGCCAGCAGCGCGCCAAGAUCCCGGCGCAGCCCUUCCUCGACCCCUGGCCUUCGAGCAUUGACGAGUACGAGAUCUGGUCGGGCACCAACGCGUCCUCUUCGCGCGGUGGCUACCGUGACCUUGGCGUCGACAUUUGCGAGGCCGACGUGCAGGCUCAGUACACGGAGAAUUUCGACUACGCGCACCCCCGGAGGCACUUCCUCAAGGGCGUCCUUACUAGCGACCUUCUGAGCAAGACCAUCUCCGUCCACGUCGUUGGAGACGAGACUGUCGACCCCGCGGCCCCGGACAGCAAGAUCCAGCGUGGGCGCUAUGUCGAGCGCAUUCGUGACACGAGGACGUACGGCGAGAUCACAUUGGACAUCCUCCAGCGCUGGGUCUUCCCCCUCGUUCCCGACAUGAACGAGCCAGGUGGAGAAAAGUACGACUUGCGACGCGGAAACGUCUAUGUGGCUCGGGACAGUGUCGUCCUCGCGAGGACGACAGCGCUUCAGGGCCCGCUGCUCAUCGGCCCCCGCUGCCAGCUGUCUCACAACACUGUCAUCCGGGCCUCCACUCUUGGCGCCAACUGUGUGGUUGGCGACAACACCACGCUCAACAAGGCCCACAUCUGGUCCAACGUCAGGAUAGGUGCCGACUGCGUCUUGGAGGAGUCGAUCAUUGGCGACAACGUUGUCAUCUCCGACGGUGUCCACAUCGGCAAGGGCACGCUCAUUGGCCCCGGCGUCACCAUUGGCCCCGGCGUCAAGGUCCCCGAGUUCUCUCGCAUUUGCAGGACGCGUUACGUUCCAAAGGACGACUCGAGCUCGGAAGAUGAGGACUCGAACUCGGACUCGGACUCUGAUGCCUCGGAAUCCAGAAAGAAGUCGAAGAAGGUCAUCUUUGAUGCCCAGGCUGCGGAAAACCACAGAUUGGCCGUCCUUGGUCCCGACUCUGUCGGAUUCCUUUGGCCCACCGAGGAGGAGGAGCCUCCAGAGGUCGACUCGGACAACUCGGACGAAGAGGAUGUCUACGAGCACCCGAAGAACAAGCGUCUCGGGCAGCUUGGCCGCAGACUCUCCGAUGCCAGCUUCUCGACCGCGUCCCUCUCCACCCUGUCCAUCAACUCGACGACACCCCCCGACUCGCCCGCCUCGUAUGCGUCGUCGGGCUCCGAGCUCGAGGUCUCUGGCCUCAACAUCAGCGACGGCCCUCCCCCUGCCUUCUUCGCCGAGGCUCGCUCAUCGCUGUCCCGCGCCUACGACGAGGGCCACUCGAUCGAGAAUGCCUCGCUCGAGCUCAAGACCCUUGUCAUGGGUUACAACUCUGGUAUCGACACGGCCCGUGCAGAGGUUGUCAACUUCCUCAUGUCCAAGGUUCCUGGCGAGGGCUCGGCUGGGCAGAUUCUCGGCGCCGCCACCAAGGUCUGGGCUCGUUGGGGACAGCUCGCAGUCAACCUGUCGCGUGACUCUUCGGACAUUGCAUUCGAUGUCCAAAACUACUGCGUCCAGAAUGCUGCCUACGCACCCUGGUUUGGUAUUGCUCUGCGUGCCCUGUACGACAGCGACAUUGUUGACGAGGACGGACUGGUCGAGUGGCGUGACGCGCCCGAGGCUCGCGGUGAGGGAGCCCUCGAGGCUGAGCGUAACGCGUACAAGGAGACGCACGCCAAGGGCAAGCAGUAUGUCGACAUUCUCGAGCAGAUGGACAGCGAGGACGAUGAGGACGAGUCGGAUGAUGAGUAGAGGGAGUGUGCAUUAGACUCAGCAGCAACAUGCAUUGCAUUAUCGUCG
Messenger RNA from Vanrija pseudolonga, 2365 nucleotides. It is a transcript of the gene GCD6, whose product is annotated as Translation initiation factor eIF-2B subunit epsilon. Bases 5 to 2317 code for a protein of 770 amino acids. The record is from RefSeq and is a predicted model, not a curated record. Gene Ontology annotation, cellular component: eukaryotic translation initiation factor 2B complex. NCBI's taxonomy places the organism in Eukaryota, Fungi, Basidiomycota, Tremellomycetes, Trichosporonales, Trichosporonaceae. Gene Ontology annotation, molecular function: transferase activity; translation initiation factor activity; guanyl-nucleotide exchange factor activity. The transcript has 5 exons.